Molecule: messenger RNA, 1669 nt
Organism: Peromyscus eremicus (cactus mouse)
Lineage: Eukaryota; Metazoa; Chordata; Mammalia; Rodentia; Cricetidae
Gene: Has3
Product: hyaluronan synthase 3
Exons: 3
Coding region: 1-1647 (548 amino acids)
Biological process (GO): extracellular matrix assembly; hyaluronan biosynthetic process
Molecular function (GO): hyaluronan synthase activity
Source: RefSeq, a predicted model, not a curated record
AUGCCGGUACAGCUGACUACAGCCCUGCGUGUGGUGGGCACCAGUCUGUUUGCCCUGGUGGUGCUUGGGGGCAUCCUGGCAGCCUAUGUGACAGGCUACCAGUUUAUCCACACAGAAAAGCACUACCUGUCCUUCGGCCUCUACGGUGCCAUCCUGGGUCUACAUUUGCUCAUCCAGAGCCUGUUUGCCUUCCUGGAGCACCGACGCAUGCGCAGGACAGAGCGCCCACUGAAGGAACGUUCGGUGGCACUCUGCAUUGCUGCCUACCAAGAGGACCCUGAGUACUUGCGCAAGUGCCUGCGUUCAGCUCAGCGCAUCUCCUUUCCAAACCUCAAGGUGGUCAUGGUAGUGGAUGGCAAUCGCCAGGAAGAUGCCUACAUGCUGGACAUCUUCCACGAGGUGCUGGGCGGCACUGAGCAAGCUGGCUUCUUUGUGUGGCGUAGCAAUUUCCAUGAAGCUGGUGAAGGAGAGACAGAGGCCAGCCUGCAGGAAGGCAUGGAGCGCGUGCGAGCCGUGGUGUGGGCCAGCACUUUCUCAUGUAUCAUGCAGAAAUGGGGAGGCAAGCGUGAGGUCAUGUACACAGCCUUCAAGGCCCUUGGCAACUCAGUGGACUACAUCCAGGUGUGUGACUCUGACACUGUGCUGGAUCCAGCCUGCACCGUUGAGAUGCUUCACGUCUUGGAAGAAGAUCCUCAAGUAGGGGGCGUUGGAGGAGAUGUCCAAAUCCUCAACAAGUAUGACUCAUGGAUCUCCUUCCUGAGCAGCGUGAGGUACUGGAUGGCCUUCAACGUGGAGCGGGCCUGCCAGUCCUACUUUGGCUGUGUACAAUGUAUCAGUGGGCCUUUGGGCAUGUACCGAAAUAGCCUCCUUCAGCAGUUCCUGGAGGACUGGUACCAUCAGAAGUUCCUAGGCAGCAAGUGCAGUUUUGGGGAUGAUCGACACCUGACCAAUCGAGUCCUGAGUCUUGGCUACCGGACUAAGUACACAGCACGCUCUAAGUGCCUCACAGAGACCCCCACUAAGUACCUGCGAUGGCUCAACCAGCAGACCCGCUGGAGCAAGUCAUACUUCCGGGAAUGGCUCUAUAAUUCUCUGUGGUUCCAUAAGCACCACCUCUGGAUGACCUAUGAAUCAGUGGUCACAGGCUUCUUCCCAUUCUUCCUCAUUGCCACAGUCAUACAACUUUUCUACCGUGGUCGCAUCUGGAACAUUCUCCUCUUCCUGCUGACGGUGCAGCUGGUGGGCAUUAUCAAGGCUACAUAUGCCUGCUUCCUUCGAGGCAAUGCAGAGAUGAUCUUCAUGUCUCUUUACUCCCUUCUCUAUAUGUCCAGCCUCCUGCCAGCCAAGAUCUUUGCCAUUGCUACCAUCAACAAGUCUGGCUGGGGCACUUCUGGCCGAAAAACCAUUGUAGUGAACUUCAUUGGCCUAAUCCCUGUGUCCAUCUGGGUAGCAGUUCUUCUAGGGGGCCUAGCCUACACAGCUUAUUGUCAGGACUUGUUCAGUGAGACUGAACUAGCCUUCCUAGUCUCUGGGGCCAUCCUGUAUGGCUGCUACUGGGUGGCCCUCCUCAUGCUCUAUCUGGCCAUUAUUGCCCGGAGGUGUGGGAAAAAGCCAGAGCAGUACAGCCUAGCUUUUGCGGAGGUGUGAUAUAACCCCGAGUAAAGUGGGA